AUGACCACACUGAAGCGCAUCCGCGACACGCUGGUCGCACAGCAGCAGUCGCCGCCGCCGCCGCCGAAGCGGUCGCGCAAAGAGGUCGUGGUGCGUGACCGCUGCACGCUGCAGGAGGUGUGCCACGGCAUGCACCGCCGCGAGGCUGCGCGUGCGUUUGUGAAUGUUCUCGCGCUCGCAUCGAAGCGUGUGGUGUCGGUGCAGCAGCCGUCGCUGGCGGGCGACGUGGAGUUGGGCCUUCUGGAUGUCGCCGAGAGCCUCCUCGCCGCCGCGUGA
Molecule: messenger RNA, 276 nt
Organism: Trypanosoma grayi
Lineage: Eukaryota; Euglenozoa; Kinetoplastea; Trypanosomatida; Trypanosomatidae
Product: double-strand-break repair protein rad21
Exons: 1
Coding region: 1-276 (91 amino acids)
Source: RefSeq, a predicted model, not a curated record